Molecule: messenger RNA, 2434 nt
Organism: Carya illinoinensis
Lineage: Eukaryota; Viridiplantae; Streptophyta; Magnoliopsida; Fagales; Juglandaceae
Product: serine/threonine-protein kinase D6PKL2-like
Exons: 3
Coding region: 441-2282 (613 amino acids)
Biological process (GO): protein phosphorylation
Cellular component (GO): nucleus; cytoplasm; plasma membrane
Molecular function (GO): ATP binding; protein serine/threonine kinase activity
Source: RefSeq, a predicted model, not a curated record
UCCUUUACUUCUUUCUCAUACGAUGUGAUAAACCAAUAGAAACUCGUAUGCGACGAAUAAACAAAGAUAAAGGAGCAAGCUUCCAGAUCUUUGACCCAUUUCUCUCUCUCUCUCGGCCUAAUAUCCACCAAAUGCGGAGGCUCAGUUCUCCAUUGUAGUGUACGCAUAGUUCUCUGUAGUUUAUCCUUCUGGCCAUCCUUCCUCUCUCUCUCUCUCUAAGGUCUACACCGGUAUCAAGCUCUCAGGAGAGCUCCCUUUUUCUCUUUGCAUAGUGUUUUUUUUUUUUUUAUUCACAGCCGGAGGAAAGCCGCUGGAGUGGUGAUCCUUGAAAUCAGAGGUGGAGAAGUAUGUUGGAAGCUUAUGCAAGAUAUAGCCCGAUGAUAAUGGAUGCUGAGUUACUGGGUGAAGAAUUACUGGUGUUAAAGCUGUAGUUGCAUCUGAUGGCCUCAAAAACUGGUGUCAGAGCUUCCACCAAACAGCAACAGAAAACAGCUGGUGUUCAAAUAGUAGAAACAAAUGAUCCGACACCUUUAGCUCUAGAGCUUUUGAAAGCAAGCAAAUCUGAUACAGUUGCACUUGAACAAGUACCGAAAUCUGUUCAAAACACAUUGAAGCAACUUAGGGGUGAAGGUGCGGAAAAUAAAGAGUCACCAAGUUCUAAUAAAAAGGGGUUGUCCAAUUCUUUCAUUAAUAAAUUUAAUUCGAGUACUUCCUUACUGGUUCUUGAGCAAGCAGCGACAGAAGUAGAUUCUGCUGUAAAUGAUACAAGAGGCCCACUGGAAGGUUCUGUCAGUCAAGAAAAGAAGGCAUCGGAGUAUGGUAGCUUGAAUAACAGUUCAGUUUCUGCAAAAGUUAGUGAUGGGAACAGCAGUCUUGCCAAGACCAGUGGCAGUGCCAAGAUUAGUGACCGCGUUGAUUUCGUUGAGAGUGGCAAGAGCAGUAUGUGUAGAGGAAGCACAAGCAGUGAUGUAAGCGAUGAAAGUACCUCUAGCAGUUUUAGCACCAGUAUCAGCAAGCCUCACAAAGCAAAUGAUAUUAGAUGGGAAGCCAUCCAAGCUAUUCGUGCAAGAGAUGGGGUUUUGGGUUUAGGCCAUUUUAGACUGCUGAAGAGGCUGGGUUGUGGGGACAUUGGCAGUGUGUAUCUGUCUGAGUUAAGUGGAACGAAAUGUUAUUUUGCAAUGAAGGUUAUGGAUAAAGGGUCUCUAGCAACUCGUAAAAAGCUACUUCGUGCUCAGACAGAAAGAGAGAUACUGCAAUCUCUGGACCAUCCCUUCCUUCCAACACUGUACACCCACUUUGAGACAGAUAAGUUCUCAUGCUUGGUAAUGGAGUUCUGUCCUGGUGGAGAUUUGCACACUCUUAGGCAGAGGCAGCCAGGGAAGCAUUUCCCCGAGCAGGCUGUCAAAUUUUAUGUAGCCGAGGUCCUGCUAGCUCUAGAAUACCUCCACAUGCUUGGUAUCGUCUACCGUGAUCUUAAGCCAGAAAAUGUCCUUGUGAGGGAUGAUGGACACAUAAUGCUUUCUGAUUUUGAUCUUUCACUCCGCUGUACUGUUAGUCCAACUCUUGUCAAAACCUCAUCUGUGGAGUCUGAUCCAUUACGAAGGAAUCCUGUGUACUGUGUCCAGCCGGCUUGCGUUGAGCCUUCCUGCAUCCAGCCAUCCUGUGUAGCCCCUACAACAUGCUUCUCACCUCGUCUCUUUUCAAGCAAGUCCAAGAAGGACCGGAAACCCAAAAAUGAUAUAGGAAACCAAGUCAGCCCAUUACCUGAGCUCAUGGCUGAGCCAACUGAUGCCCGGUCUAUGUCUUUUGUUGGGACACAUGAGUACCUGGCACCUGAGAUCAUUAAGGGUGAAGGUCAUGGAAGUGCUGUUGAUUGGUGGACUUUUGGAAUAUUUCUGUACGAGUUAUUGUUUGGUAAAACUCCUUUUAAGGGAUCAGGAAAUCGAGCUACCUUGUUCAAUGUUGUGGGUCAGCCUCUUCGUUUUCCUGAAUCUCCGGUUGUCAGUUUUGCUGCAAGGGAUCUCAUAAGGGGGUUGCUUGUAAAGGAACCACUGCAUAGAUUGGCCUAUAAACGAGGGGCAACUGAGAUCAAGCAGCAUACCUUCUUUGAAGGUGUAAAUUGGGCAUUGAUACGCUGUGCUACUCCGCCUGAAAUUCCGAAACCAGUUGAGAUUGAGAGAUUACCUGCUCCAAUGGCAUCAACAAGUGAAAAAGCUGCUGCUGCUAUGCCUGCUCCUGAGAAGAAAGGUUCAGAUAAUUAUCUUGAAUUUGAUUUCUUUUAGUGUCUACUGGUAUUGAUUGCUUGUAAUUUCUAUUAGAAAGGAAAUGUUUUGAACAUUUCAGGGACAAGUAGUGGUGGUUAUGAAGUUCUUUUGCUUAGAUAUAAGCAAAUUGUACGGUUUCUAUUGCAGCUGAAAGGUUUUAUUUUUUUGCA